ACGACACUUUGGAACGCAAUCCACCAUGAUCAUCGCCAAACCCAGCUCCUUCUUCCUCUUGCUUCCCAUCCUCCAGUCGAUCCUUGCUCAAACCAAAACUGGACCAUCCCAGGACCAACCAACCACCGAUUACCGUACGUUCAAGCAACAUUGGUCAGGCCCGAAACAACCCCGAAACCAUUCUGACUUCCUACGAGAGCUAGCUAGCUAUUCGCUUUGUUUUGACUAAAUCAGAGUGGCUCUCUUUCUCAUUGUUACAUUACACAAUAAGACACACACCAUGUUUCGGAACCGAAAACACCAAGAAACGCUGCCGAUGAGUGGCAAUGUGGCGCCGUCAUCGUUUCAUUUUCCAACCGGCAAUGGAAAAAGUUCGUAUGCGAGCAUGGGAUCCGAUGGAUCGGGCAAAGCCAUUCGCAUGGAAGCUCCCAUUGCUCGUGCUUGGAAAAAGGCGUCUGGAUAUACCAAGGGAUCCUACUAUGCCCUCAUCACCUGCUUUCUAAUGACGUAUUUUGGCUAUCGUUGGCUGAGAUGGAAUCAUGCUUCUGUUCAUUUGACAUGUCAUUCGGAAGAGUGUACGUUUUGGAUCACACCGCAGGGAUGGAAUGGAAGCCACAAGGCGACGUUUCCUCGACACCAACUGGUUAGCGCCGAAGCCAUGAAAGUCACCAAAGAGGGAGAGUUUGUAGAAAUGAGUCCUCGCCUCGACAAUUUCCAAGAUAUUCCCGGAAAGGGGAAAAACAAAAACAAGAAAAAGACUUCCAGCUACAAAGGACCCGACAAAAACGGACACUAUCCAUCCUAUCGAGUGACUCUGCGAGUCGCUUCGGAAGAGCAACAACAACAACAAACAGGAGAUAGUACCCCAGGUGAUGCCGAGGAAAUUUUAUCCAAUGAAAUCCCCAGUUCACCUCUGACGACCAUCGAACGCUUUAUGGAAAAGGGCAGCGAGGAAAAUACCUUGACAAUCAUCAUUCGCAAAUUCAAUAUUGGCCAAAGUCGAAGACGCGUCAAAACCACCGUGCAAAAGAUUGAUUCCUACAUUAAACGACGUCGUCACAAAUUGACCAUCAAGGAAAACGUACCACCGGCAUGGCAAGGCAUUCUCUUGCUAGUGGUGGGUAUCUUUGGAUUGCUGCUGACCGUACUGAUAGGUCAAUUCUGGGAUGAUGACUCGUCUCAUCUUCCCAAAAAACGACAAAGUGGACCGGGAACUCGUACUCGAAAGACACCCGACUACAAGGGCAAACGGCCGUCGGUAGCGAGUUCCGUCAACCGAGGAGCGAGUGCCGUCAACCGAGGAGGAGGUCGAUCGAAAGCGUACUAA
Seminavis robusta is the source of this 1327-nucleotide messenger RNA. The record is from the annotation of a GenBank genome assembly. NCBI's taxonomy places the organism in Eukaryota, Bacillariophyta, Bacillariophyceae, Naviculales, Naviculaceae.